Molecule: messenger RNA, 3350 nt
Organism: Myxocyprinus asiaticus (Chinese sucker)
Lineage: Eukaryota; Metazoa; Chordata; Actinopteri; Cypriniformes; Catostomidae
Product: leucine-rich repeat-containing protein 73-like
Exons: 6
Coding region: 1111-1974 (287 amino acids)
Molecular function (GO): protein binding
Source: RefSeq, a predicted model, not a curated record
CACAUUCUCUCCUUGUGGCCAAUCAUGCGACAUCAGCUGUCAAGCGGAUUACCUAAAGCCUGAACAAACCAAACGGCUGUUUUGGUAAUGGUGGUGCUGGUGGUGGUAAGAUGAGCACAAUUUAAUGUGGGAGACAUUUAUAGGGUGUCCAUAGUAACCCACAGCACCUGCAAACGGAGGCAAACACUCCAUUGUCAUCUUUGCCUUAAUGUUGGCAAGGAUGAAGCCCUGAGGAACCAAACAAACAUGUCGGGAAUACAAGCGCAAAGGAAACAGAAAAAGCUGAAGUAGGCGCACCACACCUUUCCGCGUUUUUCUGAGCCUAUAGAUAGCAAACUGGCGUUCACGCUGCCCAAGCGUCGGAUGUGUUAGAAAUUGCGUACCAAUGCUCUUUUUUUCAGCUGCGAAAGGACAGUCGAUGGGCAAUGAUGUCAGUGCUAUGGACACUGGAACGCUAGAACUAUAAGGGGACGUUCACAUCGUACGUGUUUUUGCGUCUGUCCGCCUUGUUUUUUAAAUUGUUUUCCAAUGUAAACUUGCGCUAGACGGACGUUUUAAGCGUUGCGUUUUCUUUCAGCGUCUCGCACAAAGCGCCGCGUUUUUUAAACGCCUUGUCAAAAAAAAAAAAAAAACUGAACUGUUAAAAACGCGUCUUGAGACACCUCCGUUUUGUUAUAUUUGUUGGGCCACGUCUUGCUUCUUUUUUUUUUUUUUUUUUUUUUUUUUAAAAAGUCUCGUGUAGGAACGCCGCGUUUUCAGUUAAAAAGAACGUCAACUUUUAAAAACGCAUCUCGAGACACUUGCGUUCUGUUGCGUGCGUCUGAUCAUAUUCGAACUGAACAGUCCUUAAGAACUGCUGCGGAGCAUUAAUUGCAAACAAACAAGCGUAUUGUUUUUUGUUUUUUUUAGUAGACGUUUUAUAUUUUCCUUUCACUAAAACUGGCCAAACUGUAGAAGAAGUCGCUGUGUAAUCGAAUGAUGUGAUCUAUAUUCGCCUGUUGUGUUCUCAAAGUUGGCGCUUAUAUAUAUAUAUAUGCUUAUAUAUCUCUUUAACUCCUCAAUCCAUAAUGCUGUCCACUUGGAACGUUAGUCAACCUUGACGCCACCGAAAUGCUGCCGGGCUCGAUUCAGAUAACGGGAGAGGCGCUGUCCGGUGCUGAAAUCAAAGAUAUAUGCGACAAUCUGAAAGAGAACAGUGUGAGGCUUCUGUCUGUACGAGGAUGUCAGCUGUCCGAUCGAGACUUCGGCCGUGUGUGUCGCGGCGUGGCAGAGUCGCAUUCUCUCGCGCAACUGAACCUGAACCUCGGUGUUGUGUCCACCAUCAACCGGACGAAGCAGCUGGCAGAUGCGCUGAAGGCCAACAGAUCCAUCCAGACACUCUUUCUACAUGGGAGUCCACUGUUAGAUGCAGGACUGGUCACUCUUAAUGUAGCUCUCUCCACUCAUCCCUCGCUGGUGUCAUUGGACUUGGGCGACUGCAUGCUGGGUGAUGAAGCAGUGCGUCUCAUCUGUGGCAUGCUACCUCCGGAUGGAGCCAAAUCAGGGCUUAAAGAGCUUACACUGAGUGCCAACCCAGCCAUCAGCAGCCAGGGUUGGGCUCGACUGGCCAUCGCUGUGGCUCACAGCUCACAGUUAAGGGUCCUCAACCUUGACUACAAUCCUUUAGGGGAUCAGAUUGCUGGAAUGUUGGCUGUCGCUGUUGCGUCCAGUCGAACUCUGGAAGUUCUGGACUUGGAGGGGACUGGCCUCACCAAUCAGUCAGCACAGGUCUUCCUAGACAUGGUGGAGAACUAUCCCACCAGCCUGCGUGUGCUGGUUCUAGCCGAAAACGACAUCAGCCCUGAGCUCCAGCAGCAGAUCUCGGAUCUGCUCUCUGAAGGAGAGGAGGAGGAAGAUAAAGACGGAGAGGCCUGUGGAAGCUCGGUGACCCCCAGAGAGAAACCGGCCUGGGUUCCCCACAUCAUGUGUGGAUGACUUUCCUGGAGUAACUGCUUCUAAGAAGCCGGGGAACAAGGGAAGUACAGAAACUCACAUUUCUCAUGCAAUAUUUAGGAGAGAUCAGAUACUAUUUAUGAAAUAGAGAUUUACAUUUCUUAUAAUUGCCAGGUUGUGAGUUGUUCUCUGUACUAAAUGUCCUAAUGUCAUUAGAUUUUAGUAAGGUUUUUUAACCUUACAUGAACAUUCUGUCAUUAUUUACUCACCCUUAUGCUCUUCCAAACCUGAAUAAACUUUCUUUUGUUGAACACAAUAGGUGCAUUUUUUAAGAAUAUCCUGAUUGCUUUAUUGCUAUAUAAGGAAAGUGAAUGGAGACUGGGGAUCUUUGAAGCUCAAAAAUGACAAAUAGAAGGACAAAAAUAUUAUUAAAGAAGUUCAUACAAUGUGUGAACUACAUUCCAAGUCCUCAGAAGUCAUGCGAUUGCUUCAUGCCACCUACAGACCAAAAUGUACAUUUUUAUUUAAUGAACUUAAUCAAUUCAGGUUGAUUGACACUUGAAAAAUAUAUUAUAGAUUUGCAAGGCAAAGACAUAGGAGGAGCGCAGUGAAUAGGGGCUUAAAUUUGGGUCUGUUCCUCAUACAAAGCUUUCGUAAGGCUUUAGAAGACUUGGAAUAUAGCUUACAGGUCAUACUGUAUAGUCUACUUUUAUGGCAUUUCAUUUGUUAUUUUGGAACUUGACAUUUGCAGUCCCAAUUCAUUUUCAUUAUAUAGAAAAGAACAGCCAGGGAAUUUUUCAUUGUUUUUUUUUUUUUUUUUUUUUUUUGGAAAAAAGCCCUUUUGUGUUUCACAGAAGAUAGAAAGUCAUACAGGUUUUUAACAACAUGAGGAUAAAUACAUGAUAACAGAAUUUUAAUUUCUAGGUGAACUAUCCCUUUAUGGAAGAAUAUUUAGUAGACAAAGACUAGCCAUUCAGAACUGGUUUAGCCUUUUCCUGUCCUCUUUAGAAGUACACAUUUCAAACAUUUACCAAAUUGUCUCUGACCCUUCCAGACUCUUCCAGCUCCCAGAUGGUCCUGAUGACAUCAGGACUGGGUGAGAGCUUUUUGGCAGAGACAGAGAUGUGAUUCUGGAGCUGCCAGUGUUUUGUGUUUGCGCUGUAUGACUGCUGCAAGACCACCAGUUAGCGUGCCAGCACUUACACCGCAUGACCUGUAGCACUUAGAGGAAGACAGUUUGAAGCUGGAGCAAAACACCAAGUGACUUAUAAUACACAAUAGUGAAUGAUUUAUUUAACAGAUGUACAGUCUAUUUAUAAAUAAGUAUUUAACCAACAACAGUAUACUCUGUUUGAUGAGCUGUAUAGGAUUGAUGUGAUGGCCUGGUAUCUGAAUAAAUACGUUUACACCUUUUUAAA